AUGGCAAAGAUACUGAAUGAUUCGAUACAUGGUAUAAUUACGUUACAUCCAUUGUUAUUUAAAAUAAUUGAUACGCCACAGUUCCAGAGAUUGAGGAACAUUAAGCAACUUGGUGGGUGUUACUUUGUCUAUCCUGGUGCGUCACAUAACCGAUUUGAACAUAGCAUUGGAACAUGUUACUUAGCAAGCAAAUUAGCAAAUCAGUUACAAUUGGAAAAAGCUAAAAUGUCAAAUAAAGAUAAAUUAUGUAUCGAGAUAGCUGCCCUAUGUCAUGAUUUAGGGCAUGGACCAUAUUCACAUUUGUUUGACCGGAUGUUUCCCGAGGCAAUGAAAAAGAAAGAUAAGAAUUUUGAGCCGUGGCAGCACGAAGAAGUUUCUAGAAAAAUGUUUGACCAUAUGAUUGAAAGCAAUGAAAGUCUUAAGGGAGAAUUCGAUAAAGAAUUCACAGAAGUUCAUUUGAAAAUGAUCAAAGACCUGAUUGACGGCGAGAUAGUGGCAAACAAACAGAAUGCGAUAGACGUGGACAAAAUGGAUUAUUUUGCAAGAGACUGUCAUGGCUUAGGGAUGACGAGCAAUUUUAAUCAUUCACGUUUUAUAAGCCAAUGUAGGAUCAUGUUUCCAUUUACAGAUUCCGAGGAAACCACCAUUGCUGUAAGAGACAAGGAAGAACUAAAUUUAUAUGAGUUAUUCCAUACACGCAAUGGGCUUUUUAGACGGGCAUACCAACAUCAAGUUACACAUGGUAUUCAACUAAUCGGGACAGAAGCAAAGAUGAGUGAGGCCUUUAAGGAGAUGGGUGCAUAUGAAAAAUUAACUGACAGUGUUGUUGAUGUUAUCCUUAUGAGUAAGAACGAAGAGCUGAAAAAAUCAAAGGAUCUUAUACACAGGAUUUAUACACGUCAGCUUUAUAAGGUUGUCGGUAGGACAGAACCUAGAGAGGAAUUUAAAGAAGAGGAGCUAUUAAAAUAUGAGAAAGAUUUACUAAAAGAUGAGAAACAGUUUGGGAAAGAUGAUUUUAUUUUGCAGGAAGGUGAGAGAAGUUAA
This is a messenger RNA of Mytilus californianus (California mussel), 1044 nucleotides long. RefSeq names its product deoxynucleoside triphosphate triphosphohydrolase SAMHD1-like. Gene Ontology annotation, biological process: dGTP catabolic process; regulation of innate immune response; defense response to virus. Gene Ontology annotation, cellular component: nucleus. NCBI's taxonomy places the organism in Eukaryota, Metazoa, Mollusca, Bivalvia, Mytilida, Mytilidae. Bases 1 to 1044 code for a protein of 347 amino acids. Gene Ontology annotation, molecular function: dGTPase activity. The transcript has 11 exons. The record is from RefSeq and is a predicted model, not a curated record.